This is a messenger RNA of Chionomys nivalis (European snow vole), 5679 nucleotides long. It is a transcript of the gene Traf6, whose product is annotated as TNF receptor associated factor 6. NCBI's taxonomy places the organism in Eukaryota, Metazoa, Chordata, Mammalia, Rodentia, Cricetidae. Gene Ontology annotation, molecular function: tumor necrosis factor receptor binding; ubiquitin protein ligase activity; zinc ion binding. Gene Ontology annotation, cellular component: plasma membrane signaling receptor complex. The record is from RefSeq and is a predicted model, not a curated record. Bases 587 to 2179 code for a protein of 530 amino acids. Gene Ontology annotation, biological process: tumor necrosis factor-mediated signaling pathway; regulation of apoptotic process; regulation of canonical NF-kappaB signal transduction. The transcript is spliced from 8 exons.
CUUCAAACUUCCAGAGUGCAGGGGGAAACUUUUUGUGUUCCCUGUUAAAUUCGAUAGAGGUCCUAAGCCAUAAGUUAGAAAGAAAAGGAAAAAAAAAAAGUUCGAUGACACCAAUGUUCCCUCCCCACUCCUGCGCUCUAGCGAUUGUUCCAGACGCUGUGUCGAUAAAACUGUUCCUAGUAUUUGACUUCAGGGGAACUCCAGCUGAGACUUAGACCAUCGUGUGUGAACAGAAAGCUCCUAAAGCUUGGCUGUAUAGGAUUUGCAUGUGUCUCUGAGAGCAGGUAACUAGCCUGCUGCUCAAGUCUAGAAACGAGAACAACUUGUCACAUCCGAAAUGUAGGCUUUGUGCCUUGAGCCGCUGGCAUUUCACACCUCCUUUGAUGAUGUUCCGAGGUGUGUAGCCCACAGAAGUCAGAAGAAGGUAUAGAUCCCCAGGAGCUGAUAAGUGGUUCUCAGACUCUGCUAUGGAUGCUGGAUCCGAACUUGGGUCUUCUGGAAGAACUGCACUUGUUCUUAACUGCUGAACCAUCUCUGCAGCUCCCAAAGAGGGACCUUGAACAGAUUGACUGAUAACAAAGCUACUAUGAGUCUGUUAAACUGUGAAAACAGCUGUGGGUCCAGCCAGCCCUCAAGUGACUGCUGUGCUGCCAUGGCCGCCUCCUGCAGUGCUGCGAUGAAGGAUGACAGCGUGAGUGGGUCCGCCAGCACGGGGAACUUCUCCAGCUCCUUCAUGGAGGAGAUCCAGGGAUACGACGUGGAGUUUGACCCACCUUUGGAGAGCAAGUAUGAGUGCCCCAUCUGCUUGAUGGCGUUACGGGAAGCAGUGCAAACACCAUGUGGCCACAGGUUCUGCAAAGCCUGCAUCAUCAAAUCCAUAAGGGAUGCAGGUCACAAGUGUCCAGUUGACAAUGAAAUACUGCUGGAAAAUCAACUGUUUCCUGACAAUUUUGCAAAGCGGGAGAUCCUUUCCCUGACGGUAAAAUGCCCAAAUAAAGGCUGUUUGCAAAAGAUGGAACUGAGACAUCUCGAGGAUCACCAAGCACAUUGUGAAUUUGCUCUUAUGAAUUGUCCCCAAUGUCAACGUCCUUUCCAAAAGUGCCAAUUUAAUAUACAUGUUAUCGAGGAUUGUCCCAGGAGACAGGUUUCUUGUGUAAACUGUGCUGUAUCCAUGCCAUUUGAAGAGAAAGAGAUCCAUGAUCAGACUUGUCCUUUGGCAAAUAUCAUCUGUGAAUACUGUGGUACAAUCCUCAUCAGAGAACAGAUGCCUAAUCAUUACGAUCUGGACUGCCCGACAGCACCAAUCCCUUGCACCUUCAGUGUUUUUGGUUGUCAUGAGAAGAUGCAGAGAAAUCACUUGGCCCGACACCUGCAGGAGAAUACCCAGUUGCACAUGAGACUGUUGGCCCAGGCUGUUCAUGAUGUAAACCUUGCUUUGCGUACAUGUGAUACUUCCUCUCCAUCCCGGGGAUGUUGUCCAGAGGACCCAAAUUAUGAGGAAACUAUUAAACAGUUGGAAAGUCGCCUAGUAAGACAGGACCAUCAAAUCCGGGAACUGACUGCCAAAAUGGAAACUCAGAGUAUAUAUGUAAGCGAGCUCAAACGGACCAUUCGAACCCUUGAGGACAAAGUUGCUGAAAUGGAAGCACAGCAGUGUAAUGGGAUUUACAUUUGGAAGAUUGGCAACUUUGGGAUGCACUUAAAAUCCCAAGAAGAGGAAAAACCUGUAGUCAUUCAUAGCCCAGGAUUCUAUACAGGCAGACCUGGGUACAAGCUGUGCAUGCGCCUGCACCUUCAGUUACCCACUGCUCAGCGCUGUGCAAACUAUAUAUCCCUAUUUGUCCACACAAUGCAAGGAGAUUAUGACAGUCAUCUCCCCUGGCCCUUCCAGGGCACCAUACGCCUUACAAUUCUUGAUCAGUCUGAAGCAGUAAUAAGGCAAAACCACGAAGAGGUCAUGGAUGCUAAACCAGAGCUGCUUGCCUUUCAGCGUCCCACAAUCCCACGGAACCCCAAAGGUUUUGGCUAUGUAACAUUUAUGCAUCUGGAAGCCUUAAGACAGGGGACCUUCGUUAAGGAUGAUACAUUAUUAGUGCGCUGUGAAGUCUCUACCCGCUUUGACAUGGGUGGCCUUCGGAAGGAGGGUUUCCAGCCACGAAGUACUGAUGCAGGAGUCUAACAUCCAUUUACUUGUGUUAAAAAAGCUACAAACCAUAUGGAAAACCAGUUCCUUCCUUGCCUGCUCCCAGUAAACAGUAUUCAGACAAGCAGUGGGAAAGGCGUAGCACCAGCAGCAAGUGUCAGCAGUGAGGUCCCUCCACUGCUUACUGUUACAAAUACCUGAGGCAGUCUUACUGUUACAAAUACCUGAGGCAGUCUUAACGGGAAUCUACAAAUCUACAUGUCCCAUGCAUCUUCAGAAACCUAACAUUGGCAGGGCCUGUGGCUCAUCAGUCAGUUAGUAUACCUCUUGGUUGUACUUUAUGGACUUUUUCGGGGUACUUCACUGUAAAAGAAAAAAAAAAAAGUCAGAGUUAGUGUGCUGAAGCUGAAUUGUUUAAUAAUGCUAGGUGCCGUAGAAACGUGGGCUGGUUUUAGGAUGUUUAGGUACUAUAUUAAGCAGAAUCACUACUGCCUGUGCUGACACCAGUGAGAAAGUUGCUGCUCUGGUGCUGAGUUCUCAUUUAGUGGACGCCUGUGAAUUUCAGAAGCUUUGAUCCAUGGCCCUGGAAAGUCUAAGUUCUCAUGUGCUUCCUUCCAUUGUUCUCUAAGGGUCCAGGGACUGCUUUAGCCCUUCCUUACUUAGUGUGAGCAUUUUAUCUGUUGAGCACCAAGUACUUCUUCCCUGCUUCCAUAUUUUGAGGCUCAGGCAGUAGCUUCUCCAGUUUGUAAUACUGCGGUAAUGUGGUUGCCAACUGUUAAGUGCUGUGGCCAUGUAAGCUUCCUUGUCUUUGCAGUGUAGCUUGGUGUCUACAUCCCUGUGCACGUCUUCUGUUGCUUGCAGACAGAAUCACCAACAUAAACAUUCGAAGUGAUUCAGCUCACCAGCCAUUAAAGGUCAUCUGCGGAUGACUGCAGAACUCUUACAGCCAGGAAACUUGUCAGCCCUCUUGACUGCCUUUUUAUUUAGCUUAGUUAAUUGAAAUAGAACUGAUUUUCUCAACGGACUGGAGAGAUGCCUCAGCGGUUAAGAGCACUGGCUGCUCUUUCAAAGCCUGGUUCAACUCCCAGCCCCUGCAUGGCAGUUCACAACUGUCUGUGACUCCAGUUCCAGGGAGUCCGACACCUUCAUACAGACAUACAUGCAGGCAAAGCACCAAAGCACAUAAUUUGAAAAUUAAUAAAUAAAAUAGAUUUCCUCAAAACAGAAUUUGUUAAAACUUGAGAAAUUGUAGGUCCUUGAGAGAUGACUAAACCAAGGCUGGGAGUCAUAAUGGUUGUAUGAACACCCUGUUCAGUGCUAGCUAGCCUGAGCACGUUCUGUCGAAUGUCGUGGUGUGGAGAGGGCAUUGUUGUGCUGUUCUGUGUCUGCUAAUGGCCUGUGCAUAUAAAAUACUGUGGAAGUAGUUCUCAGGGAGUCCUACAUCUAAUUAGAGCAUUGGUAAAGAACCUAAGGGGAUCUGUCUGCUGCUGUUUACACAAGCUUGUUCAAGUUUUCUGGUAGGAAGAAAAGGCACUUCUGUCUCCGGCCAAAUCAGAGCCACUGGCCAGCACUAGAUCUGCCCUGCUUCCCAGAGGACGCUCAGAGACCUUGGUGGAGGAAGGAGUCUGAUUUUCACUUGUAGCCUGUCCCCGACAAGUGGCACUUUGACCUCUUAAUUUUUCUCUCGUUGUUUCCAUUCCACCCACAAAGGUGAAGGAAAGGCUUUGUCCCCUACCUUACACAAGCUCGCCAUGCAUCACCAGUUGGUUUCCUGGUGGUGUGGGUCUUAGCUGUGCCUUUAGCAGCCCCUGAGCCUCCUGCAACACCUCCCGCCUAGGGAAGCCUGCGUUGCCCUAUUCCUGCAGUUGUUUCCCACUGAAGAAAUGUGGGGUUUCCUGAAAAAGCAAGCAAUAGUUAUUUUUUAUUUACUUUUGAAAAUGUACUCAACUACUUGAGGGUCUAUUUUCUGUGUGUAUUCUAUUCUUAAUUUUUUUUGUAUUCCAUAGUAAGUAAGCAUUUUUAUCAGUUAAGUGUUACCACAAAAAUAUCAGCCCCCCCCCUUCCCCUCUCAGUUUUGAAAAAGGAAAUGAUAUUUAAAAGCUUCCUGGUCAGAUUUCUAUUUAAAAGAUGUCUGUAUUAGGUACUAAGACCAGUCAUUUCCUGCCUUGGUUUUGGCCUUUUUUUUUUUUUUUUUUAAACUCCAGCGUCAUAAGUUUUUGCCUAAGUUCAACUUUUCCCAACAUGAUGAUGUUCCUGCCUAUGAAACAAAUUGGACUAGAUGUCUCUAGCGUGUGUGUUGAGCUCAGUGCUAAGCCACAAAACAUUGACAGUACUGGCUUACCAGUGGAAAAUUGGUGUGACUGUCCCCACUACUGACAUGAAUGCUUUACUUAAUGUCCAUCAGCUGAAGUGCAACCUAGCAUAGUUUAUAACUUCCUGCAUUUGGUGUUUGUAAUAAGUCAGCCAGCUCGUUUAUGAUACUCAGUCACCGUGGCUACAGAGUAAAAAUAAUCAAGCUGAUAUUAAAAGACAGCCCUUGACAAGGUCUACUCAGAAUCAAGUUUUAACCUAGAAAGCUGGUUUCUUUAUACACCCUUCCUAAUUGUCUCCCCACUCCUGAACAUUUCCUGUUUCACCAGUUAAUCUGUACGAGUCUGACCAGGGUCUACAGUGUGUUGGCCAUGGUUUCUUAACAAUCUAGAACAUUGCUAUUUUUCAAAUUGUUUUUUCUUCCAAAAAUGUCCAACUUAUUAUUGGAGUUUUUUUUCCAAGUCAAAUAUCUUCUAUUAGAAAUCAAGCCUGUUGGUGAUUGUAGUUUGGUAAUUGGAUGUGACCGUGUCUGGCUAUUCAGCUUUCUUCCAGAGACUGAAGAGGGGAAACGGCGAAUUAGAACGCACAAGUGCUUUUUCACCCUAACAAGAACUGACAGGCGCUGGAUGAUUUCUCAGUUAAAUUUUAUGACUGGCGUAAAGUUGAGUUUUUACCAGUAUCAAGCAAAGUAAGACUAACUUGUGAAUUAUGUGUGCAAUUAGACUGUUCUCUUACAGAGAAGUUGCUUGCUGCUGCUUUACCUAGACUCUCAAACUCUCAAUCUCUUGUGACCAGAAAAGUUUUAAUUACUAGAGAGCUUAUUCUAACUUAAGACUUUUAAGUGCUUUUUUUUUUUCUUUCUCUUUCCUGUUAUUAACCCACUUCUUUUCUGACAUGCCUAAAAUUCUCUUCAUUGUCUUAACAUAAAAUGUCAUUACAUUUUUUGUGAGGUGUUGGGUGGUUAUUUUCCUAGAUGCCCUAAGCGGGUACCUAGGACACAGUCAAUAAUCAUUUGAUUGUCUAUUGAAAUACUCUUUAAAUGUCAGCAGUCUCAGAGAUUGUCAUUUGUCUCACAGUUGAUGUGAUUGUCUGUGGAAUGGAUUGGUGUUUCCCAAUUCCCAGAAUCCAGAAAAAUGAACCAAAUGUGAUCAACCCGAACAAGUUAAUACUUGUUCACAUGCCUUGAAGUCACUCGAAUGGAAUUAACCUAGUUAUUUCUCUGAAUG